AGCCCGGCGCAGGGGAUGAAUGAAGGUGCUGGCUGCAGUUUGAGAAAGUCUCCUCCGCUUUUCCUUCUCUUCAGACUGACUUUUCCCUCUGGGCGGUGUUCCCAUCGUUAUCGAACGACCCGGCUGUGUCCCCGCACUGAGUUCUCGGUGUCCGAAUCCACUCGGGGGUACAGCUGGAGUUUAGGGAUCCGGAUAAUCGCCUAGGCCCGACUUCGGACCGCGCUCUCGAUUUCUGCCGCGUCCCGCCUCUUAAGACGCGGGAUCUGGGUGGGGUCCUGAGUGUCUCGAGAGUAGAUCUUCAGGCAUCAGGUUCAACAGUGAUGGAGUGUACCAGCCUUCAGUUUGUCAGCCCUUUUGCUUUUGAGGCAAUGCAGAAGGUGGAUGUUGUUCGCCUGGCCUCUUUAAGUGACCCGGAAUUAAGACUUCUCCUGCCCUGCUUGGUGCGGAUGGCACUUUGUGCUCCUGCUGACCAGAGCCAAAGCUGGGCUCAGGAUAAAAAACUUAUCCUUCGCCUUUUGUCUGGAGUGGAAGCCGUCAACUCUAUCGUUGCAUUAUUGUCUGUAGACUUUCAUGCUUUAGAACAAGAUGCCAGCAAAGAACAGCAGCUUAGGCAUAAACUUGGAGGAGGUGGUGGAGAGAGCAUCCUGGUAUCGCAGCUUCAGCAUGGUUUGACUCUAGAAUUUGAACACAGUGAUUCACCUCGUCGAUUGCGACUUGUGCUUAGUGAGCUGUUGGCGAUUAUGAACAAGGUAUCUGAGUCCAAUGGAGAAUUUUUUUUCAAGUCUUCUGAACUCUUUGAGAGUCCUGUGUAUUUGGAGGAAGCUGCAGAUGUACUUUGUAUUUUACAAGCAGAACUCCCUUCUCUGCUUCCUAUUGUUGAUGUAGCUGAAGCCUUACUACACGUUAAAAAUGGUGCCUGGUUCUUAUGUCUCUUAGUGGCCAAUGUUCCUGAUAGUUUUAAUGAAGUUUGUAGGGGCUUGAUCAAAAAUGGAGAACGACAAGAUGAAGAAAGUCUUGGAGGAAGGCGCAGGACAGAUGCCUUACGCUUCUUAUGUAAAAUGAACCCUUCUCAGGCCCUCAAGGUCCGAGGCAUGGUGGUGGAAGAAUGUCACUUGCCAGGUCUUGGAGUAGCUUUGACAUUGGAUCAUACUAAAAAUGAAGCGUGUGAAGAUGGAGUGAGUGACUUAGUUUGUUUUGUUAGUGGUUUGCUUCUUGGAACAAAUGCAAAAGUCCGGACUUGGUUUGGAACUUUUAUCCGAAAUGGACAGCAGAGAAAAAGAGAGACCAGCAGUUCUGUCCUUUGGCAAAUGAGAAGGCAGCUUCUCCUGGAGCUAAUGGGCAUUCUUCCCACUGUACGGAGCACCCGCAUUGUGGAAGAGGCUGAUGUGGAGAUGGAGCCCACUGUGUCCGUGUACUCAGGCCUGAAAGAAGAGCAUGUGGUGAAGGCCAGCGCACUCCUACGUCUCUACUGUGCUUUGAUGGGGAUUGCCGGACUCAAACCAACUGAAGAAGAAGCUGAACAAUUACUUCAACUGAUGACAAGCCGUCCUCCUGCCACCCCUGCUGGGGUUCGCUUUGUCUCACUUUCCUUUUGUAUGCUGCUGGCCUUUUCUAUGCUUGUCAGCACACCUGAACAAGAGCAGCUAAUGGUUGUAUGGCUAAGUUGGAUGAUAAAAGAAGAAGCUUACUUUGAGAGUACAUCAGGCGUGUCUGCAUCUUUUGGGGAGAUGUUGUUGCUGGUGGCUAUGUACUUCCAUAGCAACCAGCUUAGUGCUAUCAUUGACCUCGUCUGUUCCACUUUGGGGAUGAAGAUCGUAAUUAAACCAAGCUCCUUGAGCAGGAUGAAGACUAUCUUUACACAGGAGAUUUUUACUGAGCAGGUUGUCACAGCUCAUGCAGUUCGGGUCCCUGUCACUAGCAACCUGAGUGCUAACAUUACUGGUUUUUUGCCUAUUCAUUGUAUUUAUCAGCUUCUCAGGAGUCGUUCCUUUACCAAGCACAAAGUGUCAAUAAAAGAUUGGAUUUAUAGACAGCUGUGUGAAACCUCUACUCCACUCCAUCCUCAGUUACUUCCUCUGAUCGAUGUGUACAUCAAUUCUAUUCUUACUCCUGCAUCUAAAUCGAACCCUGAAGCCACAAACCAGCCAGUCACUGAACAGGAAAUACUCAAUAUUUUCCAGGAAGUCAUUGGGGGUGACAGCAUCCGCCUUAACCAGCGUUUCAGUAUCACAGCGCAGCUUUUGGUGCUCUACUAUAUACUGUCUUAUGAGGAAGCGCUCCUGGCAAACACAAAGACCUUGGCUGCCAUGCAAAGGAAACCCAAAUCAUAUUCUUCUUCUUUAAUGGAUCAGAUUCCUAUCAAAUUCCUUAUUCGACAAGCUCAAGGACUGCAGCAGGAACUGGGAGGGUUACAUUCAGCUUUACUACGUCUCCUUGCAACUAAUUACCCACAUUUAUGUAUUGUGGAUGACUGGAUCUGCGAAGAAGAAAUCACAGGAACUGAUGCCCUAUUAAGACGAAUGCUCCUGACUAAUAAUGCCAAAAUUCACUCUCCCAAACAACUCCAAGAAGCAUUCUCAGCUGUCCCAGUAAGUCAUACUCAAGUGAUGCAGAUUAUAGAACACUUGACUCUGCUCUCUGCCAGUGAACUUAUACCAUAUGCAGGAGUAUUAACAUCCAAUAUGAACCAGCUGCUGAACUCAGGGGUUCCGCGGAGAAUUCUUCAAACAGUCAAAAAAUUAUGGAUGGUUCUUAAUACUGUGAUGCCUAGAAGGCUGUGGGUGAUGACAGUUAAUGCACUUCAGCCUUCCAUAAAGUUUGUACGACAACAGAAGUAUACUCAGAAUGACCUCAUGAUAGACCCACUCAUUGUGCUCAGGUGUGAUCCCAGGGUUCACAGGUGCCCCCCAUUGAUGGAUAUUACUCUACAUAUGUUGAAUGGUUAUCUUCUUGCAUCUAAAGCCUACCUUAGUGCUCAUUUGAAGGAAACAGCAGAGCAAGAUAGACCUUCCCAGAAUAAUACAAUAGGUUUAGUUGGACAAACUGAUGCCCCAGAAGUUACCAGAGAAGAACUGAAAAAUGCAUUACUGGCUGCACAGGAUAGUGCAGCUGUCCAGAUUCUCUUAGAGAUUUGUUUGCCUACAGAAGAGGAAAAAGCAAAAGGUGUCAGUCCAGACAGCUUGCUCAGGAGUGUUCAAAGUGUUAUUACCACCAGCAUGCCAAAUAAAGAAUUGGAAGAAGGAGAAGACAACUUGCUGUGCAACCUUCGAGAAGUUCAGUGCCUUAUCUGUUGUCUGUUGCACCAGAUGUACAUCGCAGAUCCCAAUAUUGCUAAGCUUGUGCACUUUCAGGGUUACCCCUGUGAGCUUUUGCCUCUGACAGUCGCAGGUAUCCCAUCUAUGCACAUCUGUCUGGAUUUUAUCCCUGAGCUUAUUGCACAGCCAGAACUUGAGAAACAGAUAUUUGCUAUCCAGUUGCUUUCUCACUUAUGUAUCCAGUACGCAUUACCGAAGUCACUUAGUGUGGCUCGCUUAGCUGUCAAUGUCAUGGGAACGUUGCUAACAGUUUUAACACAGGCUAAGCGGUAUGCUUUUUUCAUGCCAACUCUCCCGAGUUUGGUCUCUUUUUGUAGAGCGUUUCCUCCGCUGUAUGAGGAUAUUAUGUCUUUGCUGAUUCAAAUAGGGCAAGUGUGUGCCUCUGACGUUGCCACUCAGACAAGAGACAUUGACCCAAUUAUUACACGUCUUCAACAAAUAAAGGAAAAACCAAGUGGAUGGUCUCAAAUCUGUAAAGUGUCGUCUUACAAAAAUGGAUCCAGGGAUGCUGGAAGCAUGGAUCCUGAUGUACAGCUCUGUCAUUGUAUUGAAAGCACAAUAAUUGAAAUAAUAAACAUGAGUGUUAGUGGAAUUUGAAAAAAAAAUUAAAGCAACAACAGUGAAAUGAAGCUGUUUGCUACCUGUACCCAGCACAAAUCUGCAUCUUAAAGUAACUCUAAACUGAAUGGGACAGUAAUGGAACAUUUUUGGAACUGGUGAAAUGGUUCAGUUCAAUAUGAAUACCGUUGAAAACCAUCUAGGAAUUAUGCUUACUUGCAUUUGAUUGACAUAUCUUUGGAUCUCCUCUCCUGGUAUGUUUAUAUUGUAGCACCCAGGUUUCCUCCCCUGCUCCCCUGCCCAAUUGGGAGCACAUUUAAGGACCUUGUUACUGAAAAAGGAAUUUAGCCUUUUGCUUUGCUAUUGAAAUGAAGAAAGACUGUCAUGCCUUUAAUUUAAUUCCUUAUAAAAAUGAUUGUGUGGACAGUUGCAGUUUUUGACUGUGAGGUUUUAGUAGAUUUCCACAAAGAUAGAACGAUAGGAGAGAGAAAAAGGAUCAAAGAAAGGGAAAAGUCAGAAAGAAAUUAGGAGUUACCCAAAUAAAAUGUCAAACUACUUGUAGUGCAAGUAAUAGUGAUGCAGGUUGGAACUCUAAUUCUCAAGAAAUAUUAUUGAGAAGUCUUAAAAAAUAGCUUUUGUUAAUGAUUUCCAUGGAAUUACAGAUAAGGUUUAAAUAUUUCAGAUAUAAGCUUCAAUUUUUACUAAAAUCUGAAGCCAUAUGUUUAAAGAGAUACUUGAAUACUUUGGAAUUUAAGAUACUGGUUUAAAAGUAUCUUCAAAAACAUCUUUGUGAAGAACCUGAAAGGAAGGCUCAUUUAUUUUAUUUUUUAAGAUUUAUUUUUAUAAUGGCUUAUUAACUUAUCUCAUUCUCAGAGGGUGGAGUGUGUAUCAAAUAAAUGAAGUUUAGAGCAAUAAAACCUACUGGAUUAGAUAGCUCAGUUUAUAUCAGGAUUAUAAUUCACAUUUUACUUUGGAGAGAUCUUUGAAUAAGAAAAUAUGCACAGUGUCUGAACCUCAGGAAAAACUAAAAUGUGGGAAAUGCUGUAUUUUGAAGGAUUUUGCAAUCCUAUGUUCAGGUAACCUAUCUUUUUUUUUUUUUUUUUUCCUUUUUCUUUUUUGUGCCAUCUGGGGC
Messenger RNA from Dipodomys spectabilis (banner-tailed kangaroo rat), 5004 nucleotides. It is a transcript of the gene Ints2, whose product is annotated as integrator complex subunit 2. The record is from RefSeq and is a predicted model, not a curated record. The transcript is spliced from 25 exons. The coding region runs from base 321 to 3911 and encodes 1196 amino acids. Gene Ontology annotation, cellular component: integrator complex. NCBI's taxonomy places the organism in Eukaryota, Metazoa, Chordata, Mammalia, Rodentia, Heteromyidae. Gene Ontology annotation, biological process: snRNA 3'-end processing.